Messenger RNA from Recurvomyces mirabilis, 1779 nucleotides. RefSeq lists its product as uncharacterized. The record is from RefSeq and is a predicted model, not a curated record. Lineage: Eukaryota; Fungi; Ascomycota; Dothideomycetes; Mycosphaerellales; Teratosphaeriaceae. The coding region runs from base 1 to 1779 and encodes 592 amino acids. The transcript has a single exon.
AUGGUUCCUGUGCCUGUGUCGCCAACGAAGAGAGGCAAAUUCAAGGUGAAGACUCGACCUACGAGGCCAAGGAUCCAGACCACGUUCCCAGCUACGCAGCUCGAGACGCCGUUCCAAAUCACGCCGCUGCCGUCUUCAUCAGAGCAUGCUCGGCCUGCGAUGGAUGUGGUAGCCAUUGAUCCUGCGUAUUCUGAUGUCAGCAGUAUCGAGGAUGAAACCGACCUUGCGGCCGACUCAUCUGCGGAGGAGCCCACUCAGCAGCGUGCAGACAGUCCUGUGCUUGCUAAACAGCUUGGCGAGAAAGCAAGCUCAUUGGACACUGCUACCACGCAGUCAACCUACAAUCGCACGUUUCUCGAACACUGCAUCGAGCAUGAUCUGGGCAGUUUGAACAUCGCGAAUAGGUCAGAUGGUGAUGCCUACGAACGUCAGACGGUGAUCAAAGACCAUAUUCGCCCGAACGUACACCCUGAAAAUACUGACGAGCAGCGAAUCGGAACUUCUGUGCUUUGCAAUGAGUCAGAUGAGAACGACAGUGGGACGCCGGUAGCUGAUGGUCGCCUAUCUCGCUCAGGCACACGGUCUGCCAGCACCACCACCCAGUCACCACACUCACCCAUUCACACAAUCAUGGCCGCCAUGGCCCGCAUGCCCGGCGAACCAGACCCACAGCCCUUCCUCUUCGGCCUUGGUCCACUGCAAAUGCUUCGACUACAGUUUUCUCAGCUCCCUAGCUGCCAUAGUAACAUGCGAGCAGAUCCAUUCCCACCCGAAGCUCCCGUCUCAGAGAUGCCACCGCGAGCGUUCCAGCUCGACGGCGCAGCAGAGCACGAACGUGGCAUGAGCCAGGGUAUCAUGCAGCAUCUUCUGGAAGCCUACCACGCCACUGCCCAGUCUCCUAGCGAUCGAAGCAAGGCAAGCUCAUAUAUCGACGUCAUACGACGAUCUCGUCUGACUGCCUCGGAGGAAGUUCGGCAGGCACAGUUGCAGAAAGCCAAGGACGAGGGACUGCUCGGCCUCUAUGCUCAACUCCUAGCUUUUGAUACUGAGGACGAAGGUAAGAGGCGGAUUGCUCUGGAGCAGGUAGAGAGACAUCGAAAGGCGAGGGGCAAUACUUGGCCGAAGACGCUGGAUCGAGACCGCACUCCGACUCCGAACUCGCGGCGGGUGCGCUCUGCAGAGAUAUCAACGCCGCCUUCGGGACUCACCUCGAUACCUGAUGAGGCAGAUGACCACGGUCUGAGCGUGCCUAUGCCAGGAAACAUGUCUCAAGCUGAAGGUAGAAGCAGAGCUAAUUCCUCUGCAUCAAGCUUUUAUGAGGAAGGAUCAUACGGGAACGGUAUCACUCUGGAGCAGAGUUAUGAUGACUUUGUACUUGAUGAGGAGCGGACAAGAGCUGAACAGGCACGACAAUCGGCAACCGAUCAUAAGGCAGCUUUGAAACUAGCCAGACAAAUGGAGCUGGAGCUGGAGCGAGCGCGGGAGGGGCAAGCAGGUCGUAGAUCGCAUGGACUGUCAACUUCUGAAGCGUCAAGUUCAAAGGUGGACGAGAGUCGCCAAGAUGCUCUUCCGCCUGCCUCUGAUGCAAGUUUCCAUACUGAGCGAUCCGAGUCUGGUGACCCAGGCCCCAGCGAGCGCAAGUCCACGAAGCGUAGUAGCCGACUCAAACCUGCCACGAGAACUAUCAAGGGUGGCCCGAAAUUCUUGAAAGAAGUCGAGCGCCAUCUAUCUAGCCGAUCAGACCAUUACGAGACCUUUGUAGACAUCACAAAUGCCUAG